AUGCCUGCCCACGGAGGAUGCGCAGGAGUGAAUGCUAUUGAGGAUGAAGGGAUAAAGGUUGUGACUGAUGUGGGCUGUUUGACCUUCCCUCUUGUGUCUGUGAAGCAACAUCUGGCUAAUAGUGGCAUCUUCCCGGGUUGUGGUGUCGACUGUGAGAAUUGCAAGAAUCAACCUGAGGGCUGUUUUGAUUUGAAGAGUAUGGUUCAGAGAUUGAUGGAUGAAGGUCCUCUCCAAUUCUAUAGAAAAAGGAUAAACAUGAGGGUUGCAAACGGCGAGGUGGUGGUAAUUGACAUUCCAUAUGAUCCUGUGGCUCCUAUCAGUAUUCAGGUGCCUGUUCAGAUACCUAUCGUCAUUCCUUAUACAGAGCAACCAACAGCAUUAAUGAUCACUGUUCCUGGGCCGAUUCCGUAUGAGAGUGAGAAGGUCGUUCCUUGGCACUAUGGCUCAGAUGUGUACUACUAUGGUACAAAGAAAGAGGAUGAGUUGAAAGACAAAUUUGUGGAGGUCGUAGUUGCAAACACUGAUAAUCUUUCCAGUACUGGUAGGAUCACUCGUAGUGGUAGGGUGUUCUCUCCUAAGCUUGUACAAGACAACGCAGAUGCUUUGGCUAAGGCCAAAGGCAAACAGGUGGUGACUGAUGAUCAGAACUCUCCGGUUCAGAAUGGGGCACCUGGUAGUGCUGUAUCUUCCAAGGAUGUGGAGGAGUUGUUAAGAAUCAUCAAGAAAUCAGAUUACAAAGUUGUCGAGUUGUUGGGUCAGACCCAAUCAAAGAUUUCUAUCUUGCAAUUGCUGAUGUGUUCGGAGGUUCAUAGAGAUGCUCUUUUGAGAAUUCUGAAUGGUGCCUACGUACCCCAAGAAAUAUCUGUGAAUCAGUUAGAGGCGGUGCCCAACAAUAUUUCAGCUGGAAAUGGCUUAGGGUUUACCGAUCGUGAUCUUCCUCCAGAAGGGAGAAACCAUAACAAGGCGUUACAUGUUUCGAUAGAGUGUAAGGGGACGACUUUGUCUCGUGUUCUGGUUGAUACUGGUUCUUCCUUGAAUGUGCUUCCCAAAUUGGCCCUUAUGAGAAUUGACUAUGCUGGUGUUGAAUUGAGGCCCAGUGAAUUGGUGGUACGAGCUUUUGAUGGUUCAAGGAGGUCUGUAUUCGGAGAAGUAGAUUUGCCUAUCCAAGUUGGUCCUCAGAUCUUCACCACGACUUUUUUACAUAAUGGAUAUUCAACCUGCUUACUGUUGUCUGUUGGGACGACCCUGGAUUCACAAGGCCGGCGCUGUGACAUCCACUCUUCAUCAGAAGUUGAAGUAUCCAGUCGAUGGUAA
Vicia villosa (hairy vetch) is the source of this 1314-nucleotide messenger RNA. RefSeq lists its product as uncharacterized. The record is from RefSeq and is a predicted model, not a curated record. The transcript has a single exon. Bases 1 to 1314 code for a protein of 437 amino acids. NCBI's taxonomy places the organism in Eukaryota, Viridiplantae, Streptophyta, Magnoliopsida, Fabales, Fabaceae. Gene Ontology annotation, biological process: proteolysis. Gene Ontology annotation, molecular function: aspartic-type endopeptidase activity.